AUGAUGUCUGUCCCCCCAGACUUCGAGAGCUGGACACCCCUGCUAGCCGCCGCGAAAGAACGAAUCGAAAAGUACAAGCCCGCAGACCGUACCGACGACCAGCUCCUCCGACCUUCCCUCGAGGCCUUCCUCAAAUGGCUUCCUCGAGGCGGCCGAGAUAAUGUGGCGCGGGAUAUUUUCGAGGCGACUUCGGAUGACGCUCUUCACCAGGUCUUCCAAAAUCUUCUCCUUGGCCUGGCGACGCCGAGUAAGCUCACUUUAGGGGUGUUGGUGGCUGCGCGCGCCAGAUAUGAGAUCUCUCAGGAUUCGCCGGAGCCAUUGGAUUUCAAGCACCAAUCAGAGAAGAAAGAGUCCAAAUUCCGCGAUCUUGUUAUGCGCCGUGACAGCUUUUCCUGUGUUAUCACAGGCGACAUGGACACUGAGGCGUGGAUGAAUCUUGACAACCCAAUCGAUAUCCCCUACUGUACUGCAUUGGCUACCCAUAUUCUCCCGUUUUCGUUUGCGGCAUGGAACAAGUCAUUGGGGCUCCCGGAUAGCAGACUGAGUCCCUGGGAGCUUCUAUAUCGCUGUUUUCCCCGGCUUCGACGGGCGGGUCUCCGGGCUGAAACCAUCGACACCCCCUUGAAUGGAAUUCUCUUGCGGUACAAUCUCCAGGCUGCCUUCAAGCGGAACCAGAUCGCUUUCAAGUCGACAGGCACGGAAAACAGGUACGAGGUCAUUACCUUCGAGGGCUAUCUUCAACAGGACAGAAGACGCUUGCCCAACAGUGGCCUCGUGGUACUUCGCCUGCCACUCGAGGAGGACGGUAUGGAAGAAUUGGACCUCCCAAGCCCGGCCAUCUUGGACUGCCACUGGAGACUGGUGGAGAUUCUCAACGAAACCCGCAUUGCGCCUGCUCUUUGCCGUCACUUCGAUGAGUGGAAGAAUCUGAAGAAAACAUACCACGGACUCGCGGAGGAUGGCAGCACGGAUGCGGCGAAGUACGUGCGCGCUGGUCUUUGGGGAGUCGGGGAUGGCGAUGUUAGUUUUGCUCAAAGCCACCCGUGGACCUAG
Molecule: messenger RNA, 1053 nt
Organism: Penicillium argentinense
Lineage: Eukaryota; Fungi; Ascomycota; Eurotiomycetes; Eurotiales; Aspergillaceae
Product: HNH endonuclease signature motif containing protein
Exons: 4
Coding region: 1-1053 (350 amino acids)
Source: RefSeq, a predicted model, not a curated record